Copidosoma floridanum is the source of this 2206-nucleotide messenger RNA. It is a transcript of the gene Nup75, whose product is annotated as nuclear pore complex protein Nup75. Gene Ontology annotation, cellular component: nuclear pore outer ring. Gene Ontology annotation, molecular function: structural constituent of nuclear pore. Gene Ontology annotation, biological process: mRNA export from nucleus; positive regulation of DNA-templated transcription; protein import into nucleus. The record is from RefSeq and is a predicted model, not a curated record. NCBI's taxonomy places the organism in Eukaryota, Metazoa, Arthropoda, Insecta, Hymenoptera, Encyrtidae.
UCUCAUCUAUCCUCUCCCCUAACCUUUGAUUGUAUACCCAAUACACAUUGAUCAAUGUCGAGUUUAAUAUUAAACGUUGCCUGAUAAAUAAACAAAAAGUAAAUAUUUAAUUUUUUGGUUCAACAUGACAGAAGAAAUCAAGGCUCAGAUUAUCGCACUACCAGAUGAUGUUUGUCAAAGGGCUGGCAUGGCUGCGGUAUGGCUCAAGUCCAAUAAAAUAGCUCUUUUUCCGCACAAAAGGCUCACUUUGAAGUCAAAAGAUACCACGAGUGAAUAUCAUCCAUGUGAAGCAAAAGUACACUUCGUCUGUCCAGAAGUCAUUCUGUAUUACCCCACUAUCAGGAAGAUGGUCAAUGAGAGCAACAGUGUCUUCUUGGCAAUUCAGAAGUUGAAAAGUAGUUCUCCCACUGUGAUGAGUGACCCAAAGCCAGAAAUAUUCAAGUUUAGUAAACGGUAUCGUUCUAUUUUAAGAGCUUGCGUGGAGGAGCUGCAAGAACUUGCAGAAAAGUACUCGGACCAAAAACAGGGCCUGUAUGAGAAUUUACAAACUAUAUUUUACAAUGUCGAGUGCGUCUGGCACUUGACAGAAAUCCUUUACAUAGAUGUCACACCAGGAGAAGUUGUUUUGCCACAACUUCUAGAGUGGAUCAGAUUUCACUUUCCGUCCAGAGAAAUAAUGGCCAUGAAAAUACUGGCAAAAAAAAAAAUUGGUGCAGAUCUCGAAAACACAGAUUACUGGGAAGCUGCAUUUGGCUGUGCCUUACAUGGAAAACUCGAUAUUGUAAGGGCAUUGCUAGCGUUGCACAGCAAAGCGGACCAUUCGUCGUUUGUUGCAGCGGAGAAUGCGCUCAGAAACAUGCCGGUCUACAGUGUGUACGGGGGGUACUCUGUGAAAGAAUUUACCAUAAGAUGGAAACAGUGGCAAAUGAAUUUGUCUCAAAGUAUUGACAGCAAAGUUUUUGCAAUAGAAACAAAUUUAGAAUCCCUGAUGAAGCUAGUUGUUGGAAAUGAAAUAUGGGAAUUCUCAAAGUACACCGAAGCUUGGUACGAGUUAUUGGCAGCAAAAUUGUUUUACUCUGCCCCAUGCUGCAAACAGCCAGAACUAGCUCGUUACGCAAAUAGCGUUGCCUUGAAGUGGCAGAGCAGUAGGCAAAUACCAUUGGUUGUGUUAGAUAAUAUCAUAUUGGCUCUCAUGGAAAGCGAUUUGCAUCAGGUAAUCAAGGAAAUUCAAUACAUGAGCGAUAAUGGUUGGUUUGCUGCCCAUUUGACAGACUUGCUUUACCAUUGUGGCCGAUUAAAUAUCAUGGACAAGCACCAAGUCAACGUUACAGAUUUGCUUCACGAAUCUCUUAUACUGGAUUACGGAAGUACCUUGAUGAGUCACAAUUCUCUGUGGCAAUGUGGUGCAAGUUACCUGGAACAUUGUGCUGAACAAGGCUCCACUAGGUUAGAAACGCUCUUACAAACUAUUCCUUUAGGCAGUGAAGCAAGAAUCCAUAAAAUUGUCUACAUUGCCAUGGAAAAUAAGAUGCCCCAUGUAGCUUCCAGUAUAUGUAAGAUACAAGGAGUAAAAUGUAUAAGCCAAGGGCGUCUAGGAAACGCCCUCGCUUGGGCUUUGAAAGCCAAGGAUGGACUAUUCGCGGGCCAAAUUGCUGACAGGUUUCUCAGGUAUUACGUUGAACACGAGAAAAUUCAGUGUCACGACUUUUUAGAGAACCUAGGUGCCUGCAUGCUCAUUAGUGAGAGGUUGACGUUCUUAGGAAAAUAUUGUGAAUUCCAUCAGAUGUAUGGCAUUGGAGAGUUUAAAGAAGCUGCCAGAAUACUUAUUUCGCUUAUUGUUUCAAAUUUGACGCCAUCCUACUUCUGGCCAACAUUGUUAAACGAUGCCAUACCACUUCUGGAUUCGCAAGAUAUAAUCUUUUCGUCGGACGACACCUACGAACUAUUGCGCGCGAUCGAAAAACGAGGCGAUCAUCCAAAAUUUAAAGAAAAAUUACCGAUAUUCCGUUUUGCCGCUGCACGUAAUCUUGCUCGAGCUCUGAUUAUUGAAAAUAACAAUCCUGAUUAGCCUGACCCUGACUACACGAGCCCAUUUAUGAUAGUCUGACCUUUUUUUACUAUGUCAUCAAGCAAUAAGUUGAUGUGAAACAAUUUUUUAUAUUUUUACCGUAAGUUGUCGAUAAGUAAAUAAAAAUAUAAUUUGUUA